Molecule: messenger RNA, 2496 nt
Organism: Gilbertella persicaria
Lineage: Eukaryota; Fungi; Mucoromycota; Mucoromycetes; Mucorales; Choanephoraceae
Product: timeless protein-domain-containing protein
Exons: 9
Coding region: 1-2496 (831 amino acids)
Biological process (GO): replication fork arrest; DNA repair; DNA replication checkpoint signaling
Cellular component (GO): replication fork protection complex
Molecular function (GO): DNA binding
Source: RefSeq, a predicted model, not a curated record
AUGGAUAGUGAAAUCGAAGAAACAAAGUCUUAUAUUCUCAGUUUAUGUUCUGCUAUUGGCGGUUUAGAAGAAAUCAAACAAGCAGACGGAACUAUUGCUCAAGUGUAUUGUCCCGGUGACGAAGCACUGGCGUGUUUACGUGAUCUGAAAAAGGCUAUUCGUAUUGAUAGUCAAAACAGUGAAAAGACAGUAUUAAGCACACUUGUAGAGUGUAACGUGGUUGAGACAGAUAUUGUACCUUUGAUCUUGUCUUUUCAUAAUGACACCAGUGAGAUUGGGAACCGGUUUGUUCUUGCCUGCCUUGAAUUGUUAGUGCCUAUGACUUGGCCUAUGGAACAAAACUUAGAUACAGAGGACGAAGAACAAAAAGAAGAUCCUAAUACAUUACAAUGCUAUCAAAAAUAUAAAGCAGGAUUAUUAACAGAAGGUGUCUUUGAGAUCAUCCUUCAACUUGUCCUUAAAUCCCUUCAUGUCGCCCCAAGAGAUCGUUCUAUUAUAGACCAUACCACCAUUCGACUUGGUCUUUAUCUAUUUCGUAAUUUGACAGCCAUUCCAGAUUUGAAUAUAUCACAAUCAGGUACAAUGGAUCAAAUCAGAAUGUCACAUAUGCAAGAAAUGUUGAUGAUUCGAUACUAUGAAGCAGACAUUAUUGAGUUUUUAUUGACUAUUGCAUCCAACAGUGAUCGACAAGAAGGGACAUCUGAAUGGAAUGUACUCGUAUUAGAGUCGCUUUAUAACUUGCUUAAGCACAUUGAUCCUAGAGAUACUUUUUCUUAUCAAUUUACAGAUCUUAGUUCAAAAGGAGAUUUACAUGAAGUAUCCAAAAAACUAUCUAAUUUACUGAGUGAAGAAACAUCUAACAAAAGACUCAAGACAAAACAUGUUCCUACAAGACAUAAUCGAUUUGGUGGAACCUAUGUGAUGACUUGGAAUGGCAAACAACGAGUGACACAUAGACAAGAAGGUGGUUAUGCUGAUUAUGAAUACUUGUUGGAAGCAGAAAAGAAGAAAUAUCGUAUUGGUAAAAGAAAACUAGAAGAUAAAAUGGGAGUCAAAAAAGUAUAUCAAGACACAAGAGCGUUGAUGUAUCUUCGUUUGAUGGCUCAGUCCUUUUUGAUCUCUUGUUUUAAUGCCUUUUGUGGUUCAUUAGUCAAAGACAUUCAGCGAGAAGACCAAAAGAUCAUGAACCAAGAUUAUGCUCGUUUCUUUUAUACCAUACGUUGGUUUUUAGAAUACCACAGUUAUGAACAACGGGCUACUGUAGAGCGUAAAAGAGACCAAGGGCAUGUAUUUGAACAUGAAGACAAAAACUUUGAUUUUGCACUGGUGGCUACCAUGCUGGAUCUUAAGGCAGUCUUGUUUUGCCUAAGACAUAUGCGUAUCAAACUUGAAGAGAAAUCAUGGUUUGAUCUACAGAUGAUUGUAGAUUGUGUGCGUCAGAUUCUGAUUAGUAUAGGUGUCAUGUAUCAAUCUGAACUGGAAGAACACAGAACUAUUGCAGAACAUAUUCAGAGUAACUUGUAUUAUGAACAAACAUCGCUUGAUUUGUUUGUGGAUAUCAUCAAAUGCUAUAAAUCACAGUCUUAUGGUUAUUUGAAAUCAGUCAUUAUGUUUACGCAUGUCUUGCUCAAGUUACUAGAUCAAUAUCAAAAGGGCAAAAAAGUACUGUUUGUAAGAAAAAAGGCACAAAAGAAAAAAGCAGAAAAGGAAGAAGAAGAGGAGGAAGAAGAAGAGGAGGAUAUGACAUACCAAUCCUACCAAGAUUCGGUCUUUAACUUCUCCUUGUUUGAAAAGAAAUACAUGACAACAGAAGUAGUCAAUGCCUAUUGUUCUCUAUUAGAAUGUUAUCAUGAAUUACAGCCUGACUACUUUACUUGUAUUACACAUAUGUUUCAUCGUAUGAUGGUCAAGCGAAAUGUAGACUAUGUAUUCUGGAAGUUACCUGUCAUGGAGCUCUUUAAUCGUAUCUUAAUGGACUAUCCUCGUCUUCCAAAAUCAGAACCAUUGAGUCAAUUGCGACAAUUUAUCAUUUACUCUACUCGCCAAUUCUUUAAAUCUGCUGCUCAAUACCCACUUUUGUAUGUAGAAGCACUUGUGCCUUCCAUUCGAUCAGACAGAGCCAUGUGGACAGAUACAAGGCCUUUAGAGACUCAUGAAGAACCUACUCGAGAGCAAUCACCAUCGCCUGUUCCAACAAAUAAGAACAUUAUUGACGAUGCUAUGGUAGACCUUAUCUUUGCUCAAGGACAAAGGGAAAAGGAGAAAAUGGCAAAUCAGGAAGAAGAAGCUCUUUUGCGAGAUGACAUUGCUUUAGAACCUGUUGAUGAUACAUUAGAAGAGGAUAUUCUUGCUGAUGAUAUUGCCCUUGAACCCACAGACAUCGCAUUAGACAACACACCCAGCCAUUCAAUAGAACCCACAAAACCUGAGACUGAAUCUGCCACUAUUUUUAUGAGCGAUGAAGAAGAAGGCAAUAUCAACUUUGUAUCGAUAUAA